Molecule: messenger RNA, 7478 nt
Organism: Columba livia (rock pigeon)
Lineage: Eukaryota; Metazoa; Chordata; Aves; Columbiformes; Columbidae
Gene: MTFMT
Product: mitochondrial methionyl-tRNA formyltransferase
Exons: 10
Coding region: 128-1252 (374 amino acids)
Biological process (GO): biosynthetic process; conversion of methionyl-tRNA to N-formyl-methionyl-tRNA
Cellular component (GO): mitochondrion
Molecular function (GO): methionyl-tRNA formyltransferase activity
Source: RefSeq, a predicted model, not a curated record
CACCGGCCACCCGCUCCACGACGAUGGCGCCGCCUCAGCCCGGGAGCGCCUGCGCGAUACGCCCCGCCCCCCGAGGCGGGCUCCGCGCGCCUGGUGGCGUCGUCACGCGCGCGCCGGAAGCGCCGUGAUGCGGGGCCGGCUGCUGCGCGUCUGGCGGGAGGGGGUGAAGGCGGCGCGCGGGGCGGCGGGGCGCGCGGGGACGCGGCCGCCAUGGCGGGUCUUGUUCUUCGGUACCGACCGCUUCGCCGUCACCGCCCUACGGGCCCUGCAGGCCGCCAGGGAGCCCAGCGAGGACUUGCUGGUGUCCAGGCUGGAGGUGGUGACGCUGCCCUCCCACCUGCCCGGGGACCUGCCCGUGAGGAGCUGUGCCCGGGAGCUCCAGCUGCCUGUUCACGAGUGGCCACACACGGGACCCGUGGGGCAGUUUGAUGUGGGCGUGGUGGCAUCGUUUGGACGUCUCCUAAGUGAGGAACUUAUUCUGCAGUUCCCAUAUGGCAUCCUGAACAUCCAUCCCAGCUGUCUCCCGCGGUGGCGUGGUCCUGCACCAAUAAUCCACACGGUGCUUCAUGGUGAUAAAGUGACUGGGGUAACGAUUAUGGAAAUAAGACCAAAAAGGUUUGAUGUUGGUCCAAUUAUUAAACAAGAAGAGUUCGCUGUUCCUCCCCGCUGUACUGCAAAGGAGCUGGAAGUGAUGUUAUCAGAGAUGGGUGCAAGCAUGCUGAUAUCAGUUUUGAAAAACUUGCCUGAAAGUUUAAAAAAUAAAAAAGAGCAACCAAAAGAAGGAGUAACAUUUGCUCCUAAAAUAUCUGUAGCUAAGAGUUGUAUAAAAUGGGAAGAACAAACAGCUGCACAAAUAAUUCAACUGCAUCGUGCAAUAGGAAGUAUGUUCCCUUUACAGACACUCUGGAAGGGCACUGCUGUUAAACUUCUGGACUUCGUGGAAGUGGAUAAUAUCCCCGGUUUUACUGAUCAAGUAUUAAAUGAUUGUGGAGCUGUUCCUGGUUCACUCCUAUACCAUAAAGCGUCCCAGACAUUGAUAGCUUGUUGCAAGGAAGGCUGGGUUGGAAUCAAAACAGUCGUAUUAAAGAAGAAGCUCACAGCAGUUGACUUCUACAAUGGAUAUAUGCACUCUUGGUUCCAGCAGAACGCAAGAACAGUUCAUCGGGAAUGCAGAUUUCAGACACUCAAACUUAGCACGGCAAAAAAGACUCUGAAACAGAGGGAAAUAUUGGCACAGGAUAUAAAGCAAUAGAUGUAUUUUAAAAUGUGGAAGAAGAUGGCUGUUUUCUGGAACACACGAUCCCCCGAGAAACCCAAGCCUAUGAAUCAGAGUCAAAAACUGGAAACAACAGCAAGGUGGAAAUCGGGCUCCUGUGGAGAAUUCCUUUUGUCUCUGGCCACAGACUCCCAGGUGCAGUUUGUGCUGCAGAAGUUACAAAACUGGCAAGUUUGCUUCCAAGUAAAUGAUCUAUUUUUGUGCUUUGUUCUCACCUCCUACUUGCAAGUAAAGGUUGUGAAGUCAUUUUGCUGGUAUACUGUUGAGGUUGAUCUAUGGAAGGUUAGUUACCACUUAAUGCCAACAGAAAGGAGGGUGGGCGAGUGGUUUUGUUUUUUUUUUUUUUAUGUGUUUGUGGGGAUGGUCAUUGAAUUUGGGGUUUUUUUUUUUGGGUUUUGUUACAUUUCUGGUCUCAACUAUAUGGCUGCUUGCCUUGUGUUUUUCCUGCUGGAGCUUCUGGGAAUUUUCCAUCAGUUGUUUUUAAAGAACACUCCUAGGCAUCAUUGGAAUUCAAUAUUUGUUUUUUGCUGAGGAUAAGGACAUUUUCUCUAAAGUUCCUUCCCCACAGACAGUGAGGUUUUUGACACUAAUCAGCUGCAUGUUGGGGUCUGGCCUCAGGCAUGGAUUAUAUCAGAAUUGAAUUAGCAGUGGAAUGACUAUACAAAAAAAACCCCAAACAGCAAACCCACCACCAGAACUUACAGAUAAGUCUAAAAUGCUUUAUCAUUUGUGCUUAAAAUUAUGAGAAAUAUUUGAGUUAUCUGUUAGUAUGGGUCAACCCAACUGUUCAGAUGUACCAGGUCCCCAGGCACUGGAAGGUGAAUUGUGGUUCAUUAUGACCUGAGCAAAAUGAAGGGUGAGAUGUGACUCCCACAGAAAGAAGACAGUAUCAAAAGUUCAGGCAACUUAAGGUUAAAAGCGUUUAGAUGACCAAACUGUGAAAUCAACUGCUUUGUUCCUAGGAAUGACUUCUGAGGAAAAUUCCUUCAAGGCUCUGUAACUCCUUUACUUUUGUGAACCUGCUCUGACAUCACAAAGUUUUAGCAAUGAACUAUAUCUCUGUCCUUGGCAUCUCCAAAAUGACAUGAGGCAAAGCACCACUGUUAUAACUUGCACAUUGUGCGAGAUCUAGUGCAGUUAGUCAUUGCUGGCAGGUGGUAAUUUCAGUUUUAACUAAAACAUAAAGCAACAGCUAAGAAUUUCGCUGUGUCUUUGGGAGAGUUUGAGGUCACAUGUGCACAGAAACCCUGUAGAUGGUGCUCACUGCGUCUCUUUUAGGGAAAAGCAGGGUCAGCUGGGCAGAAAACCAUGAAAAUCUGGUUCAGAAUGUCUUCAGUUAGUUGUUUAAUACCAAAUAAUGUCUAAACCAUAUUGUAGCCAGGAUACAUAUACUUGUAACUUAAUCUUUUGACCUAUGCAACAUUUGCUUUAAGGCUUCUCAGAAUUGCUUUCUAUGCAAGAUGUUAUCAAAGAUUAGGCAGUUCUUUGUUGCUUAACAGUUAAUGUCCUAGCUCUGAAUGCGCACAACAUUACUGCAGUUGUUUUAUGGAGGAAAAAAGGGUAAGAUUUUCUUUUUUUCUUUUAAUGGAGGAUAUCUUUGGCAUGCUAUUUUUGGCAUGGUAAAGAAGCUUUAAAGGGAAUUGGUGUUCCCCAAGCAGCUCUUAGCCAAAAUGUCUCUUUGGAAACUUUACUUUCACCUAGCUCUGCAGGGAUUUAACUUGGUAGGCAGAGAAAAUCUGAUUAUUUUUGCAGAACAGACAAAACAAAUAAGGGGUAUUCACUGAUGAGGUGUGGAAUAGCAUGUCAGGGUUGACUCUGGAACACAGACAUGGUGAUUCAGUCCCCAGUACCGCUGCUGAGGUCAAGUACAGCCACCCUAGCAAUUGGAAAGUCAUACUAGCAAAAUAAAACAGCUGUCCUCGGAUGAGAGAGGAGAAGUAGCAGAGGUAUUCGUAGACCCAGCGUCCACUACAGCUCAGUUUAAGACCGCUGAAGCCAGAUUGCUGGUAGAACUGCAAAAUGUUUGGGCACCAGAAGGGCUCUGGUGUUGGAUAGGGAUGAUUUCAUCUUGGAUUUCAAAUAAGUGUUCAAGGGAGUGAUAUUUCCUAGGAUGCUGGUGACUCGCAGUUGGAUGCAUCUGUUUCAUAAUGUGAAACCUCACUACUCCCCCUGCUUCCUAGGAAACCUUUUUAUUCCUGUUUUCUGCUGAGUAAAUUACAAAAAAAAACCAAAAAGUGUAAGUGACUACUCACAGCAGUACUUGAGUCUUCUUAAAAAAAGUUGCUUGCAAAAUCCCUGAAUAAUUUGAAGAUUGAGACUAGACAAGAAUAUCUCCUCUUUUGUUUACCCUAACUGCUGGUGCCUAAUAGCUUCUUAGAAGCAAUAUUUUCCCUUUCUUAAGAACAGGAGGGAAAGGUCACCAGAUCUAUCUGAGGGCUAGAAACUGAACGACCUUAGUGGAAGAUGCUUUGCCUUUAGCCCCAAACCUGCUGAUGCUGAGGAGCCAGGUCUCCUGCUUCGGGCUGUUUCUCGAGGUUGGUGGUCGGAAGGCAAAGGCUGAGGGAGGAGCCGAGUCACAGCCUUUCUGCAUUCCUCCAGCUGAUGCUCUCCUUUGAUAUGUGGGAGCGUGGGUUUGGUUUCAGGUUGCAGAAAGGACACUGACCAUAAGCAUGAGCUGGAGAAGUCAGAACGGACAUUGACCUAGAGUGUGAAAAUUGUGUGAGCGCUGGGUGCUUGGACAUGCUGUAACUUUUCUCCUAGACAAGACUUUUGUAAUGUAUUUGGCAUGGUGGCUCAUCAGUAACAACAAAGUUAGCACUGAGUGGUGGUUGUUGAGCCAAGGUUGUUUUCUGAUGAUAGUGCUUAAGCACCCGCGUUUGGAACCUCUGUCUUGCUCUGUGUCCAACAUAUUCUGCCAGCAGCCUCCUCCGAGAGCUCAGAGGCUCCGAGAGUGCGGAGAUUAGUUUGUUCCUCCAAGUCAGAGUUAAGCUGCAGUGGGGGACAGACUGGGGGAAACACAGAGAUCUUCUUUCUGUUUCAUGAACAGGCAGAAUUUCAGGCUGUAGCACUGUGACCAUUUAAUUAAUGUUAAACAGCCAUUUCUCCCCAAAAAGAAGAGCCCUGUACCCCGCUGUGUUUGGCUCUGGCAAGCCCACAUGCGGCACAGGGACCAGAUCCCAAGCCUGCUUUCAUGCGUGUAUGUCUUGGGCUGGUCUGCAGAAGUCAUUUGUGUUACUUCACCCUCCAAGUGAUGAAACUAAGUUGGGGAUUUGGCUGGCUAGAUGCAGAGGAGGAGGGGAACAGAGGGAAGAGACAUUUCUCUGUGAGUCUGCAGCACAAGCCAAGAGCUCUGUGGGAAGGUCCCAGCUAAUGCUCCCCACUGGAUGACCUGGCCCCAGCUCAUGCCAAGCCCUUGCAGCAGACUAAACACAAAAGAAAACAGAGUCUAAAUCCAUUGGUAUGAAGCGGAUAUGCCAGAGUGUUCCACAGCUCUUCCUUUUCUGCUUCUCUUUGGUAGCUGUCAAUUUGCAUAAAAACAUGGAUUAUUAAGGUUUGUUUUGUUUGGGUUUUUUACAUUUUUAAGCCUAAUUCAGGCUUAUUCCUGCACAGCUCUGCAUUUAAUGCCUGGGAUGCCCUGCGUCACAUCCGAGAACCUUUCCAAAGCUUGCUAAAUGCUACUGAAAGAUUCCCCAUAACAUUGAUAGGCUGUAGGUAAGACAGUAUAGACCUAAAACUGUCUUCAUACCCAUAGGAGGUGAUCAGGUAGGGGAGAGAAAUCCAUACUUGAAUGUGUGUUAAAAUUCCAGUUUUCAUCCAGUAGCACUGCCCACAUUUUUGUGAUCUCUCAGUGGAAAUUUUGAUGUUGGAGGCUUGCUGGCUUGCCUGCACCCCAAACAUUUAUUGUGGGUGUUUGGGUGUAAACAAAGGAUGUCUGUGCUGGUGAGGUCCUCAGCUCUGCUCUAGAAGUGGUGGGGGUUUGAUAGGGCUGCUUAAUAAGUCACUUGGAGAUGGAUCACUGUCUGACCACUUCUGUGGCCAUCUGUACUUUGAGCUAAGAGCAGCUUCUUGCCCAACAGCAUCCUGCUUGCUGCUGCUGAAUCUGGAGGGAAGCUUGUCUUCUCCCUGUCCCUGCAUCUCCCAGCCCAGCUCUUUAUUGCCUGGUUUCCUAUAAUCUUUGAAGCUCUCUUCCCAGCCCUCUUUGCCCCCAUCUUGUCCCACCAUGGGAGCACUGCUGCUGCCUCCUUAGUUCAUCCCUUGCCGUGACCUUCUGCUCUGCUUUUCGCAGCAUUACCGCAGACUCUCCACAUCUCCAAGCUGGGGGAAGAUUCCCUGACCGCAGCACACCAUGGCCAAGCCUUGGACCUGGGGAAGCACCCAGGUACCCACCAAACCCCUCACCCAUCUCAGUCUCACAUUGAUAAAGCUGUGACCUGUUUGCGAACAGACAAGUGAAAUUUUGUGGGUUAUUCUUUGGUCAGCUCUAAGCCUGGUUUACUUGGGUGUGUCAAACACAAAAGCAACAUAGCAUUGUCAAAGUUACAAAAUUACGUUUUUUAUUAACCUACCCUAUAACAGAGCGUGGAUUUUCUUGGCAAAUAAUGCAAGAAGCAAGAGAAAACUGUAGUUUUAUCUGUAUGGAGCCUACAAAUCCAUGGCUUCUCUGUGCUGUUGAGCAUGUGAGUUCUUAGAAAUGCAGCUUCUGGUAGUUUAGCUUGAAUACAGUCAUUCUAAACCAAGCUAGAAAUAAAUAAAAUACUUACAUUUCAAGUACAAAACCUUGCAGUUGAAUUCAGUAUGAGGAAAUCAGUUUAUUCCUUUUUGUGUUACUGACUACUGUACAGGUACUUGGGCUGGCAAAGUCUGCAGAUGCAGAACAGAAGAAUGUUUUAUGUACAUGACUUAAUUGAAUUAUGUGUUUAGUCUUCCCUUUACACUAUCUUGUGAAGCUGUUUAAUGUCAGGCAGAAAGAAGAUUUUUAUAGAUGCAUUUAUUAAGACAUGAACCCACUACUGCUACUGGCCCCAAUUUUUUUGCCUUAUGUCUUUCCUUUCUGCUGGGGGAAACAAAAAGAGUGCACUUUAAUUAUGUCUCAAAAAUAAUGACACCUACCAGCUUUGAAUUAGAUUAUUAGCAGGUAGAUGUUACUUUCAAAUUAUAUUUAAUGAAGUGCGAGCAACUUUACUGAGGCUCCUAUACAGCUCUAGUAUGAGGGAGAACGUUAACCUCUCGUCGGGGUCCUGCUUUGGGGGAUUCGGCGACUCGCCGGCUGCCGUCGGUACGCGGGGCUCUCCCCUGGCAGAACCAGGAUGGACUGCUGGCCCGAGUUCCUCUGGGACUGGAAGAUGCUUUGCUCUGCCGCACUCCUCUCCGAACAGGUGAAAGUCAACCCAACGCCAACAUUGCUCUUCAUGGUUCUGGAGGUGCCGUCAGACGUGCCGUCGAAACACCUGCCCAGGGCGAUUUCCUUGGCGAUUCUCGGGUCUUGGUCAGUGACGGUGUAGAUGCCAUAGUUGUGCCCCAGCGGGUCGAGAGGAGCCAGCAUUGUGUACUCGCUGGAGUCGUUGUUGGUAGCCAUGGGGAGGUGGUUCACCAGGUACUCGUGGAGCAUGCUGUUGACACUCUCUCGGCGGCAGCUGCCUUGGGGAACCACCUUCACGAGCGUGCGGUCCACGCGGUCUUGGUCAAAGAGCAUGCCGCUGCACUUGAACUCCAGGCAGGCUGCCGACACGUCCGGCUGUGUGGGGUCACGGAUGCUGCGGACGUCCCUGAUGCCGUAGAGCUUGCCGAUGGUCCGCGGGUGCGUCCCACCCAUGUUACGAGACCUUACGUUCACCUCUUGGGGUCCGUUUAUUUUUACUUUAAUGUAGCAGGCUCUAAAUUCCAUGGGCUUGGGCCACCAUGCCAGGUAGUCAUCGGUCCAGCUCAUGAGGUCGUCUUCACUGAAAGGAACGGUGUUGUAGUCAUAUCUGUCUCCCUCUAUCCUGUAAAACCUGAAGUGAGCAGCGCUUUGUGGAGCUUCCUCACACUCUCUUAGGUUUUCAUAGGCAUAAAUAGGACCGUUGUUCUCUUCUGGGGAAUUAGGGCUUGGCUUGGCCAUGUUUAUGCUGAACGCUGUUUUCUUAGUGCUGGAGUCCUCGUGGUCUGUUCUCUUGUAGUUGAGCUUGUUGAGAUAUGGUUGUGGGACCCCGAUAGCGUUAGGGUU